UUAAUUGGACCCAACGGUCAGAAUCGAGCCGUUGUUUCUCACAAUAUUGAGCUGAAGUAUGUCGGACGUUAAUCUGACCGGUGUCAAACAGAGUCAGGGCGUGUGGCUUGUAAAGGUUCCCAAAUAUUUAUCUCAACAAUGGGACAAGGCUGCAGACAAGGGAGAGGUUGGAAAGAUUAGCAUUGGGAAGAAGCAAGGCAAAACCGAGGUACGUUUCACUCUGAAUGAGGAGCUGACUGCCCUGGGUGCUGUGGGGGAGAAGGAUUCCUCGCUGCAGGUCCCAAGGGAUCAUCCCUUCACGAUGCACACAGUGGGUGGACAGACCAUGGCUGUCUUCAGCCAGAGCGACACAGAUGAAAUCAGUCUGGAGGGGAUGGUGGUGCACAGAGCUGAAUGCAGGCCGGUCGUCAAUGACAACUACAUGAAGCUGAAGAAGGCAAAGACCUACCUGAAAGAAAUCAUGAAGGACAUUGGGACGUACAACAACAAGGGAGCUCACAAAAGCACCUGGGAACUGAAGCCGGAGUACCGACACUACGAGUCUGGCGAGGAAGAGGAGGAGAUGCAGACGGCGUAGUUCCAGCGAGUUCCUCUGAGCCUGGCGAGGAUACAGCUCCGAGCUUUCAGCCGCUCGCAAAUGAGUUCAGGUUUUUCACUGACUUGUAGAAAACCUGCUGUUUAUUACAAAUGCAGGUAGUAUGUGAUGGUUUUGAGUUCAUAAUGUUUAAGUUGAUACUAUUAUAGGGUGGAAAGGUCUGCCCUGCAUUAGGUAGCACAUCACAUAAAUAAACAGACAUAUUGUUCACAGUGAAUGAUUUAAAUCAGUUCUUUUUGGACGCUGAGGAAUAAAAUAUGUCUGGAAGUGGAAAAAAAAACAUGAAAUAAAUCUAAAAUGCAAAACUAUUGAUUCCCUUUUUGUUACAAUACCAAAAAAAAGAAUUUGGAUUUUUAACUACACGAGCUGAAAGGUGAAUGUUUUAAAUGUCUGUG
Morone saxatilis (striped sea-bass) is the source of this 990-nucleotide messenger RNA. Its product is annotated as general transcription factor IIF subunit 2-like. Gene Ontology annotation, biological process: transcription by RNA polymerase II; transcription initiation at RNA polymerase II promoter. Bases 59 to 577 code for a protein of 172 amino acids. The transcript has 7 exons. The record is from RefSeq and is a predicted model, not a curated record. Lineage: Eukaryota; Metazoa; Chordata; Actinopteri; Moronidae. Gene Ontology annotation, cellular component: transcription factor TFIIF complex.